CCUUUGUCUCUGGGGAGGCGGGGUCGAACGCCUGCGCACCCCCCGCGCCGGAGGGGUGGGGUCCGUCGCAGCUCGCGGCGCUCGUUUGCUCUCGCGAGAGUCCGGCGCGCGAUCUCGUGGCCGCCCCCUCCUCUCCUUCGGCCUCCAGGCUCUGGCUGCAGCGUCAGCGGCCCCUUUACCUCAGCGCCGGCGUCCUCGGCGCCCCUCCCCCGGCCUGGUCCGCCGGCCGCCCGCCCCUGGCAGCGAACCUGGUGGACCUGCAAAAGAAGCUAGAGGAACUGGAACUAGAUGAGCAGCAGAAGAAGCGGCUUGAGGCCUUCCUCACCCAGAAAGCCAAGGUCGGCGAGCUUAAGGACGACGACUUUGAACGGAUCUCAGAGCUGGGGGCCGGCAAUGGCGGUGUGGUCACCAAGGUCCAGCACAGACCAUCAGGCCUCAUCAUGGCCCGGAAGCUCAUCCACCUGGAGAUCAAGCCGGCCAUCCGCAACCAGAUCAUCCGCGAGCUGCAAGUGCUGCACGAGUGCAACUCGCCCUACAUUGUGGGCUUCUAUGGGGCCUUCUAUAGCGACGGGGAGAUCAGCAUCUGCAUGGAGCAUAUGGACGGCGGCUCCCUUGACCAGGUGCUGAAGGAAGCCAAGCGGAUUCCCGAGGAAAUCCUGGGGAAAGUCAGCAUUGCGGUGCUCCGGGGCCUGGCGUACCUCCGGGAGAAGCACCAGAUCAUGCACCGAGAUGUGAAACCAUCCAACAUCCUGGUCAACUCCCGAGGGGAGAUCAAGCUGUGCGACUUCGGGGUGAGCGGGCAGCUCAUCGACUCCAUGGCCAACUCCUUCGUGGGAACUCGAUCCUACAUGUCUCCAGAGCGGCUGCAGGGCACGCACUACUCAGUACAGUCGGACAUCUGGAGCAUGGGACUGUCCCUGGUGGAGCUGUCCAUCGGCAGGUACCCCAUCCCCCCACCCGACGCCAAGGAGCUGGAGGCCAUCUUCGGCCGGCCAGUGCUCGACGGCACAGAAGGACAGCCCCAGAGCAUCUCACCGCGGCCCCGGCCGCCUGGACGCCCCAUCAGCGGUCAUGGAAUGGACAGCCGGCCUGCCAUGGCCAUCUUUGAGCUGCUAGACUACAUCGUGAAUGAGCCGCCGCCCAAGCUGCCCAGUGGUGUGUUCAGCCUGGAUUUCCAGGAGUUUGUAAAUAAAUGCCUCAUUAAGAACCCAGCGGAGCGCGCAGAUCUGAAGAUGCUCAUGAACCACGCCUUCAUCAAGCGCUCCGAAGUGGAGGAGGUGGACUUCGCCGGCUGGCUGUGCAGGACCCUGCGCCUCAACCAGCCCAGCACGCCGACGCGAACCGCUGUCUGACAGCGCCCGCCUGGUCCCGCCAGCCACCUCUCCUGCCCGUCUGGGCUGCGCUCUGGCCCUGCCAGGACAGGCCCGCGCUUCUCACCCUCCGCCCCAGGGGCCUUGGUGUCCGCGUCCCCAGGGGAGGGUGACGCGUGCCUGCUGUCAUCGGGACCCUGCUUCCUUAGGCCUAUACACAAGGAAACAAAACGAGAAGAAACUGCACACGCUG
Molecule: messenger RNA, 1563 nt
Organism: Chinchilla lanigera (long-tailed chinchilla)
Lineage: Eukaryota; Metazoa; Chordata; Mammalia; Rodentia; Chinchillidae
Gene: Map2k2
Product: mitogen-activated protein kinase kinase 2
Biological process (GO): protein phosphorylation
Molecular function (GO): ATP binding; protein kinase activity
Source: RefSeq, a predicted model, not a curated record